CACAAUAACAUCUACCUCGACACCUUGAGACUCUUCCAAACACCCUGCUCAAAAUGCGUGUCCCAUUUGUACUCUCGCUUUUGCUGGUCGGUACCAUGGCGGCAACGCCUGCGUCCCCUUCUGAGCCAUCCUCUAUCACCAUGAUACCUCGUUCACCCCUUGAUUCCCAACCCGAUAGCGGGCAUGGUCUCCACGCACGUCGUGGUGGCGACGAAUUGCAGAUCGAGCAGUCGACGGAGAAGAAACAAAACACCAGAAGGGCCCGCCGAGGUGCUGGAACCCAGCACAUCCGUCGCGAGGUGCUUGAGUAG
Molecule: messenger RNA, 311 nt
Organism: Pyricularia oryzae 70-15
Lineage: Eukaryota; Fungi; Ascomycota; Sordariomycetes; Magnaporthales; Pyriculariaceae
Exons: 2
Coding region: 54-311 (85 amino acids)
Source: RefSeq, a predicted model, not a curated record